GUUUUGUCAUGGGAGAGAAUAUGGUGGCAACACCUAUUUUGUUGUUAGAGUUACAACACUAGUGUCCAACCAAUAUGAAUCUAGGAUUGUGAUUAAUUUUUAUUAGUUGAGUUGACCUAGUGUAAAAACAAUGAAUAUGUAUAAUAGUCAUUGUGAAAAUUAUGUCAUAAGGCCAUCAAGACCAAACCCACAACACCACAUGAAGGUCUAAUUACACGUUUUCAAGCUAAGAGGUUAAGAGACGGGUUUGCUAAUUAUUUGGUUCGUCAAUUUGAGCAUAUGGUUGUGGAUAAGCACAUUAGAAACUUCUAACUGGCCCGAUUAAAUUAAAUAACCCAAUUGGGUAGACCAACUGCCGCCCUAACCAAUUUCCAGUCUCCCUAACCAAUUACACGAUCCCUCUCUCGUCUUGGAGGGAUGCCCCUUCACAGUUCCAAGAGAAGCUCCCCAUCCAAUUUGAACUCCCCAACUUAAUCAUCUUUUUGAAUCCCAAUUACUUGCAUCCACAUUCGACGUUGAUUGAAUUCCCAAUUUAUUUUGUCUAGUUUGUUCUUCGCCCUUUUAUUUCCCCUCGCCUAUCUCUUUCUAACACGAUUACGGCGACCAUGUCUAUUAUUGUGUUCAUCAAACUUUUCAUUUGCAAAAGAACCCUUGAAAGAGGUUUGCUAACCCUAGGGUUCAUGUCGCUAGUGCUUUGUCAUCUUGUCUUAGCGUUAUUGUCAUUUUCUCGAAACUUCUAUCACUCGGUGAAAUUAAGGUUUCCUUAUAUGUCGUGUUCGUCUCGCCCAGAGGAUUGAGGAAGGAGAUGAAGAAGACAGAAUUUGAUUCGAAUCGGAUGGAGAGGUCUCCUUAAUUUGUGUUUAUGUAUUAACGGUGUAUUUAGGACUAAUUCUAGUUGGACUGGGUCUGAUCAUUGAUUUUUGCAGGCAUUUAAAUAACAUUCAAACAUGGGCUUGUACAUGAUCCAUGUCUAUUAUUGUGUUCAUCAAACUUUUCAUUUGCAAAAGAACCCUUGAAAGAGGUUUGCUAACCCUAGGGUUCAUGUCGCUAGUGCUUUGUCAUCUUGUCUUAGCGUUAUUGUCAUUUUCUCAAAACUUCUAUCACUCGGUGAAAUUAAGGUUUCCUUAUAUGUAGUGUUCGUCUCGCCCAGAGGAUUGAGGAAGGAGAUGAAGAAGACAGAAUUUGAUUCGAAUCAGAUGGAGAGGUCUCCUUAAUUUGUGUUUAUGUAUUAACGGUGCAUUUAGGACUAAUUCUAGUUGGACUGGGUCUGAUAAUUGAUUUUUGCAGGCUUUUAAAUAACAUUCAAACGUGGGCUUGUACAUGAUCCAUGCAAUAUUCAAAAGUGGGCCUGGAACGUGCGAGCCCAUUCCAUUUCUCCUGCCGUAUCAAUUCGUGCGCCAACCCUAGUUUAACUAGCUUUACUUACCCUAGUUUAACCUAUACGAGUUACCAUCAUCAUUACAUAUCUUCCGAAAUCUUCUAACUCUUGACAUUCCAGACUCAACCGUCACCAUCACACUCACGUCUCCAGACUCAACCCCCACGAUCACUUUUUCUUACACCUACAUUCUCUAUUUCCUCCAUCUUCACCUUCCCUUGUUCCUUCUUCCUCCAUACUCCAUGGCAAACAAAGGUAAAUCGUUUGCGGAAAUGGGGAUACUAUCUCUAUCAAAUGAAGACUGUCGAUCCACCGCAAAUCUCGGUGAUUAUCUUUCAUAUACAAGCAAAACAACAAUUGUGGCCGAGUACGAGUUCAUCCACCUAAGUCCUUUCCCUCAAGAAGUGAAGAAGUUAAUAAAAAAUCUUGGCUGGGAAAAGUUCUUUGAUCUCCGGAGUCGAGGAAGCACCAGUUACUGCCCCUAUGUAGUGAGGAUGUUCUACCACAAUUCAGAGCUUUCUGGUCUCUGUGAUUCUCAUCUCGUGUCGAUCUUCCUGGGACAUAGAGUCUGCUUCCAGCCUUAUCAGUUUGCUAAGAUCCUCGAUCUCCCCGCCGGAGGACACCCCAUUGAGAGCAAAAGCGAUCUUGGGAGGCUGUACGAUUUUGAGUUUGAAGUUGAACUGGCGAAACUCACGAAGGGGCGCAUCCAGGCUUCUUUCCUCCCAGAUCCUCUUCGAUUCCUCCACUGGUUGAUCGUCAACUGCUUCCUGCCAAGGUAUCGUGGUCAUUCGAUUAUUCGUAAACUUGACUUGUUUAUCCUUGUGCAAGCUCAAAGAGGUGUUCCUAUUAACCUUGCUUCUCUCAUGUGCCUGAACAUGGUUGAGGCUGCUCCUAGAGGGGAAAACUGGUACACUGCCUUUCCAUAUGCCACCUUCUUGACCACCUUUCUUGAAAGGGUUGGGAUUGAUAUUGGGGUUUAUGUUAAGGAGGACCAGUGCGCUUAUUUGCAGGUGUACCGUAUAGCCGAUUGACCAAUACUUUUAUUGACCUUCGGCAUACGGAGCAUCAAGAGACCCCUGAGGCCUCCUCAAGCAAACGUCCUCGGCUUACAUGAGAGUCGAUUGAUGCAGGGCGGGGUGGAGCAUUGGAGUAGCAAAGGGGCCAGCAAUAGAUGUCUUUUGUUAACAAGUUUCCUAAGUCUUUGUUGGUUUUUUUUUCAGUCUUUUGUCUUUUCCUUAAUUCUCCAGCACUCAAAACUUUUAGGUACUGAGGGGAGCCAGUACAUCAUCUGACUAGGAAAGUCUCCCAUUUUUUGAAUUGUCCAGACCAAUAUUUUUCUAUGCAUGUAGUAUUUUGUGAAUUUGCCAUGGCUAAGUUCCCUAAGACAGGUGACGAGAUGCAGUAAUGGUCAUCUCCAAUGGUGCAAUUUUUGUGACUUGCAAGAUGAUGUGGCAAGGAGGUGCAAUUGCAUCUCUAAAUUGCUAUGAUGUGAGAAGCUAUUGCAAGGGUGCAAAUUUGCUUGCAAUUGAAAUUGGCCCACGAGUGGGGACUAUUGAUGAAAUUGCAAUGUUUUCUCAAAAUUAUAGAAGUGGAAGUAGGGACUACCUAUGAAAUUGCAAAUGAAUUUCAUUGGGGGGGGGGGGGAUUUAAUCUGCUUUUGUUCUAAGUAGUUCCAAUUAGGUCAAAGAAUGUGUUACUUAUUUCAUCUUCAUUUUUAAUGGUUUUCAAAAAUUAUGGUUUUAUUUAUAUUUGGUCACAAGUAUAGUGACGAUGAUAGGCGUGAAUAGUAUGGAUAUGGCUUGAUUAUAAUGAUUUUUGAUCUAUGGUGAUUUUUUUCCCUUUUUCAUCAAGACUCAUGCUUCUUUUAUUCCCCCGGUGAAUCUAUCAUGCUUCGUUUAUAGUAAAAUACCCUUUUAAUUAUACACAAUAAAGAAUCCAUUAAUUAUGUAUGCCUUUUUAUUGUAUUUAUUAAUACAAUGAAUUCUCUCACUAAAAGGGGAGUGAAAACAUCGUUGGUGGAAAUUCAAGGAAUGAAAGCCUUUCCAUAUCCUAGGAACAUUAAAUUAAUUACAUAAGAAUUUUUUAUCUGCCUUGUACGGGGUUUGGUCAUUAAUUAUGCUGAUUGGGAGCCAAUCUUUUACCUUUUGGGUUAACUAUACAUGAAUGCAAAUUUAAUUAGACGAGGGCAAUUGGGAACGAAGUGGAAUGAUAUGAUCGCAAUUAAACCUCUCUACAAGAUACAAUGGCUUGAACAGAAGCAACCUCACUCACAAGUUGGAAGCUGGAAUUUUGGUCAAGUCCCUUUGCCAUUUCCACGAAAAAACAAACCAAACCAAUUAACCCAACCAAACCAAACCAAAAAACAAAUAUAGAAAGCAUUCACCAAACCAAAAACCAAAUAUAGAAAGCAUUCACCAAACCAAACCAAAUACGGUUGUCCAUCAUCUUGGAAAAUAAACAUAACAGUUGUCCAUCAUCUUGAAAAAAAAACGCAAAAUCAGGUUGUCCUUGGACUCUUUGACUGGGUUUCCUUGUUCUCUUCUCUUUCCUUUUUCCUCCUUUCAUGGGCUUUCUUGUACUCUUCCACUGCAGCUUCAACUUGAGGUGCAACUGUUCUUGCUUCCGUGAGCACCAUAUGCCUUAUGUAGUUCAUGGACUCUCGAACAAGGUACAAAGCGAUAUGCAUCCUCCUCACUUGAGUGCAUGGCUAUCAACAUCAACAAACAUGGUGCUUAACGCAUGAUUCAAAAAUAACAAUCAAGUGUGGUUUUCUAAUAUGCGAACUAGAAUUGUCUUUACCCAAAUAUAAGAGGAGUCCCAGCUUGCGCCAUACAUCCACAUGCAGACCCAGACUCAACUCUCAGACCUACAUAAAAUGAAAGCAUUGCGUGAUAAGAACCAAGUUGAUAAGCCGUCGGUUAAUAUCACAAAAAAAUGGGCAUACUUACCGAUGAAGUUGUUCUUGAUCCUUUGAAGGAUUUGUGUACGAAAACUCCACAAUCCUUGGUGGCGACAAUCCCGAACCUUGUUCACGAUAGAGAAUCUUCCACAAGGCUUGCAUAAAUCUCAUCUGUAAAAAUUAAGAAACGUUUGUACUUAGAAAGAGGUAUUUAAAUUUUUUUGCGUUAUAACGACACAAUGUCACAAAUUUACCAUUGUUUGAACAGAUUGUAGUCGAAAGGAAUUGCGGUCUUCAUUUGGUUGUGGAUCCAAGAUAUGGACUUCUUCCUUGUCCAACUUAAUGACAGCCAAGUACCAAUGGGCAUUAUCUCUCAUCCGAACACACACCUACAUAUGCGGAAAUUGUCAACACGUAUUAAAAAAUAAACUGCAAACCGUGUAAUACGUAUUAAGACGAACAGUUUUUCCUUGUUCACCAUAUUGAUUCGACUAAGGAAUUUUGAUUCGUAUAGGUCUAAUGCCCUCUUGGGUGUUAUUCCAUAUGAAAUCACUAGUUCCUGCCCAUGUGGUAGUUGCACAAUUGAAAUUUUGUCAACACAAUAUCAUUCACGUUAAAAAGACAGGUGUUGUAUUUUUUUUUUUUUUGGUGAGAGGAAAUUAAUCUUAAGCAUAAUUGGACCACAACCUGUAGUUCAGCAGGCAGAUAGCACACUCCUUUUCCGUCCUUAGAAUUUGUCCACAACUCUUCUAGAGUCAAAUGGCAGGCCACCGCUGUUAUAACCUAAUAUAACAUGGACAAAAAACACUUCAUGAUACUAUCGAGUUGUUAUAAAAUAAUUCUACGUAGAAAGCAUUAAUAGUGGGCAAACAAUACAAAAUUUUGGAGUUCUGUUGAUUACUUCAGAAUCUACGAAUGAGCGAGGGCUUAAGGACCACAAUGAUUUCCCGGUACAAGAGUUGUUUGAGGUUUUGACCAAUACUUCGUCAGGUGGCAGAUUGGCUAAAAAUAUAUAAUGUGCAAGCUGGAUUUGCUCAUCAUCGUAUUCCAUAGCAGUAGGUAGCUUAAACUUCAAAACAACCUGGAAUAGGGGCCACAAAUAAACACGAGUCAAAAUGCAUUUGUUAUGUCUGACGGAAUAACGACAAAGAACACUUCAAUGGCAAACAUGACACCUUUAUUACCUUGUCAACAGAACUUAGAGAAAUACUUUUUCCAUUUGGCUUCUUUGGUGUUACCUAAGAGUCAGAUUCAUCGUCCGAAAUAAAAACGAUGACUGAAGCAGGAGUGGGUGGAGUGCUUACACCUUUGGGUAUCCUUGGUUUCUUUGUUGGAGUCACAAAUUCGGCGGUCUCCUUCAAUGACAGUGAAACUACGAUUAAUAAAUUAACUAGAAUGAAUUUCAAUGGUUAAA
Linum trigynum is the source of this 5691-nucleotide messenger RNA. NCBI's taxonomy places the organism in Eukaryota, Viridiplantae, Streptophyta, Magnoliopsida, Malpighiales, Linaceae. The record is from the annotation of a GenBank genome assembly.